ACCAGCACUGAGUGUUGCUUUUAAAUUAUGCUGACCAAAGCAUAACAAUCGCUGUACCCGGAGUUCGAACCCAACCCAGCCAAUGUUCAUUCAUUUCACUCUCAAUUACCGAUCGAUCAACAUGUCGCGUGGUGUCAACUCGAUCGUCGUCACUUUGCUGUGCCUUGGCUGGCUUCAGAGCCUUACAAGCGGGAAGGAUUUUAACUUCAUCUUCGAUCCGCACGAGAUGGAAUGUUCGGGCAACGUGACCUACGAUAAGGUGAUGCUGACGGCGUACCGGCCCAACUUCGAGAGCGAGGAAAAACGGGACUACACCGACCUGAAGCUCAAGAAGCUGUACUCGUUGCAGGACUUUCUGGACCAUCGGGCCCCGUUCGUGUCCUGCGGGAUGGAUUCCAAGUUGAAGAUACCGUACGGAACGCCGAUCUGCAUUCCGGAGUUGAAUAUACACUUCCGGCGGAACAUCAAGCUGCAGGUGAGGGAUACGCAUCAGGAUCUGUCCGGCGGUGGCUAUCGGCGGGUGGAUAUUUGCGUUCGUACGCAAGCGGACAGCUUCGAUGAUAUCGUCAAUUUGUUGGAUGCUACGCUGAUUUUUUGAAGUGUGAAUAAAGUGUGUGUGGCAUGGUACA
Messenger RNA from Ochlerotatus camptorhynchus, 629 nucleotides. RefSeq lists its product as uncharacterized. Bases 83 to 598 code for a protein of 171 amino acids. The transcript is spliced from 2 exons. The record is from RefSeq and is a predicted model, not a curated record. NCBI's taxonomy places the organism in Eukaryota, Metazoa, Arthropoda, Insecta, Diptera, Culicidae.